AGAAUUUGGGACCAAACGGUCCCAGGUUCUGAUCACAAACAUGUCCCCUCUUCACCACCAUUUAUCUACUUUAUCCUCUUGUGACUACGAAAGAAGAUGCUCUUUUUGUUGUACCUAUCUACCCUGAGUCACCACAACAUUACCAACUCAAAAGCACCCUUCCCUUCCUUUUAUUGAAAAGAGAUCAAACAAAUACUCAAAAAAGGCUAAGAAAAUCUCUCUCUCUCUCUCUCCCUCUCUCCUCAAAUCUAGCCAUCAGACCACCCCCCCCCCAAAUUUCCACUUCGAAAAUAUCCAAAAAUCAAAAUUCGAAACCUACAGCGAAAAUCCGGGUACUGUUUCUUCACAAAUUCAUCAACGGGCGGCCGAGAAUUCAUCGAUCCGAUCUGCACUUUCGUGGGGCUCAACAAAAUUAAUGAAAACAACAGAUAGACGGUGUGGAUUCAUCGAUCAACGGGAACUAAACGAAUUUCACAUAGCCUAUAUUUUUCUAUCCGGGUCGAAAUUUGAGUGGUACCUCCACUAAUCAGACUCUAUUGUUUACACUUGCAAUGGUGAUUCCACCUCGACUAGUAGCCGGCACAGAGCCUCAGGCACCGGUGUCAGCCAAUGACAAUAAGACACGUGGCACAUACGGCGGUGAGGUGGCGAAUUUCGACACGAACAUGGUCAUCAUCCUCGCAGCGCUAUUAUGCGCACUCCUCUUCGCUCUUGGGCUCAACUCUAUAAUGCGCUGUGUGAUGAGGUGCAGCCGCCGGAUGGCUUUCGAGUCGUCGGAUGGCGCUACGGUCCGUCUCGCCUGUACCGGCCUGAAGAAGCGUGCAUUGCAUGAAAUUCCCGUGACCGUCUACGGGCCGGAGUCAGAUAUCCGGUCGGCGGCGACUGACUGCCCGAUCUGCCUUGGAGAAUUCAUGGAGGGAGAGAAGGUUCGGGUCCUACCUAAAUGCAACCAUGGAUUUCACGUGAAAUGCAUAGAUAGAUGGCUCGUGGCUCACUCAUCAUGCCCCACGUGUCGGCACUCGUUGCUCGAUCGGACGGUGGUGGAUUCAGCUGAUGUGGAGUCUGGGACCCGGACCCGGACGACGGUAAGCGGGUCCGGUGGGAGUGAUGGGCCCGUUGUGGUUGUGGCUGUCGGAUAGUGGUCGACCGGAUUGAAACAUUGUUACGAAGGCAAUUGAUCAGAUGGUUAGAAGUGUCUUCGUGUUAUAUUUUUUAUAUGGUUGGCCAGAAGAUAUGCAAUCGACCUAACAGACGACUCAGAUUGGUGGAUUGGACUGUCUAAUUGUUGCAAUGCAGGUAGGUGUAUCUUAACUUCUAGCGGUGUAAGAGCACUGGAUCUCUUUUCUACUUUAGGGUGCGUUUGGUUGCACCAAAUAUCUCAAAAUAUCAUAAUAUUUCAUGAUAACUCACUAAUUUGGAUCAAAAUUUGAAAUUUGGUGCAACCAAACACACCCAUGUGUACAAACAAAUCUCUCUCCUUCUCUCCUCUUCUUCUGUGCAAUAUGUUGUAAUAUUCUGCAAGUUGUGAAUAGAAAAGCUUGAAACCUUAUAAUUGUAAAAAUCAAGGGGGAAAAUGGACGGAUGAGGCAGAUCAGAUACACACACCCAUCUGGUGACAUUGCAUGCAGGGAUGUGAGAUCUAAGGCGUCCAUCAUGUGGCUAGCAUCAUGUAGAUGCGGUGGCCAAUAUAUCACUUUGGUUCACUUAUAAAGUGGGCCACAAUAUUAGAAAAAAAAUGAUACAUCAGGAAAGCAUUGACAAUGUUUCUCAGCCGUUAGUUUGUGGGGUGGCCUGAUUAUAAGAUGGAAUUUACAUUGAUGAACUGAUCUUACUGAA
Magnolia sinica is the source of this 1836-nucleotide messenger RNA. Its product is annotated as RING-H2 finger protein ATL74-like. Gene Ontology annotation, biological process: protein ubiquitination. NCBI's taxonomy places the organism in Eukaryota, Viridiplantae, Streptophyta, Magnoliopsida, Magnoliales, Magnoliaceae. The record is from RefSeq and is a predicted model, not a curated record. Gene Ontology annotation, molecular function: transferase activity. The transcript is spliced from 2 exons. The coding region runs from base 552 to 1139 and encodes 195 amino acids.